Cydia splendana is the source of this 2153-nucleotide messenger RNA. RefSeq lists its product as uncharacterized. Lineage: Eukaryota; Metazoa; Arthropoda; Insecta; Lepidoptera; Tortricidae. The record is from RefSeq and is a predicted model, not a curated record. The transcript has 6 exons. Bases 15 to 2051 code for a protein of 678 amino acids.
AAGGAUGCCGGGUGAUGGUGAGUAGUAUAGAAUCAGUCAUGAGGUUCGGAGCGUGUCUGGUGGCGGCGUGCGUGGUCGCGCUCGCGCAAGCAGGAGGUUACGGCGGAGGAAGCAGUGGGGGCUAUGGCGGCGGCGGCGGAUUCGGCGGUGGUGGCGGCUACGGCGGUGGCGGCGGCGGCGCUUACGGCGGCGGUGGCGGAUUUGGCGGCGGCGACGGCGGCGGAGAAUUCCACGGCGGCUUCAACCUCGAAGGCAUCAAGAGCGGCGUCGACAAAAUCCUAGAGAAAGUCAGAUCUGGUAUCGACCACGCAAAGAGUGUGGGAGGCAGUGCCCAUGGCGGAGGUAGUUUUGGAGGUUCUGGCGGAGGAAAUGAGAAAGUAAUUUAUACGAAGUCGGAUGAUGGUAAAUCUGGCGGGUUCGCCUUUACGGGCACUUUAGGAAAUGGCGGAUAUGGAGGAGGCGGUGGUUACAGCGGCGGUGGAUCUAAUGGAGGUGGCCAGGGAGGUUCAGGAGGAGAGUACGGAGGCGGCGGUGGAUUUGGAGGCGGUGGUGGCCUUGGAGGCGGUGGCGGACAUAACGGUGGAGGAAGUCAUGGCGGUUCUGAUGGAGGAUCAGGCGGAAUAUCGUUCGGAGGAAGCGGUGGAGGUGGAAAGGGCUACGAUAGCUCCACCGGAGGAAGUCACGGCUCUGAUGGAGGUUCUGGUGGAAUCACUUUUGGAGGAGGUAGCGGAGGAAAGGGUGGCUAUGGAGGUGGAGCCUCAUUUGGAAGUGGCGGCGGUUUUAGCGGUGGCGGCGGCUUCGGAGGCGGUAGCGACGGUGGAAAGGCCGCGUACGUUCAGAGUGGUAGUGGAAGUGGAGGCAAUGGGGGCGGAUUAGGAGGAGGUUUCGGAGGCGGAAGCCACGGAGGAUCAGGACAUAGUGGAUCAGACGGUGGAUCUGGCGGCUCUGGAGGUUACGGAGGAGGUGGUGGCCUGGGCGGAGGAGCGGGUGGUGCAUCUGGUGGAUCCGGUGGACAUGGUGGAUCAGGGGGAAUAGGGGGUGCAUUUGGCGGUGCUGGGGGAUAUGGCGGGGGCGGUGGCCUCGGCGGAGGAUUUGGUGGUGGAUCUGGACAUGACGGUCAUGGAUCCGGUGGACAUGGUGGAUCAGGUGGAUUAGGCGGUGGAUCCAGUGGCGCUGGGGGCUAUGGGGGUAGCGGAGGCCAUGGGGGCAGUGAUGCUGGACACGGUGGAGGCUGUGGCUCCUCCUCAUGUGGUUCUGGUGGUUCAGGAUCUGGCGCUUACGCCUCUGCCAGCGCAAAGGCUUCAGCGUCUGCUAGUUCCGGUGGCUACGGUUACGGAAAGUAUCAGACGAUUAGAGACAAACGCAGUUUUAAACGAUAUGGCGGUGUAAAGAAAAUAGUUAUCUACAAAAGUUACGGUGGUGGAUACGGUGGACAUGGAGGUGGCCGGUAUGGCGGCGGCGGUGGCUAUGGAGGCGGCGGUGGCUAUGGAGGCGGCGGUGGCUACGGAGGUGGCUACGGGGGCGGGGGUGGAUUUGGAGGCGGAGGCGGUUACGGAGGAGGGGGUGGUUACGGAGGCGGUGGCGGCGGCGGCGGCGGCGGCGGUGGCGGCGGUGGUUACGGAGGCGGCCACGGCGGCAGCGGCGGUCUCGGAGGCGGCCAUGGUGGCGGCGGCGGAUUAGGAGGCGGUGGCGGCUAUGGUGGCAGCAGCGGUGGUGGCUAUGGCGGCAGCAGCGGUGGUGGCUAUGGCGGCAACAGCGGUGGUGGCUAUGGCGGCAGCAGCGGUGGAGGCGGUGGCCACGGAGACAGCGGUUCCGGUGGAUUCGGAGGCGGAAACGGCGGUGGUGGCGGCGGCGGCUUAGGCGGUGGCCACGGCGGUUCCGGCGGAUUCGGGGGCGGCCACAACGGCGGCGGUAGCGGUGGAUACGGAGGCGGUGGAAAUGGGGGCAGCGGCGGCGGCUUCGGCAGUGCGAGUGCUAAAGCUAGCGCCAGUGCCAGUGCCAGCUCUAGCGCUGGAGGCGGUGGCGGAUACAAGAGCGGAUACGGCCGUUAAGAUCCCAGCUUCAGGGCAGAGAUUCAAGAACCCCAAUGUGAUACUUUAGAUAUAUUUAUGCCAUAAUUUUGUAGAUAUGUAUAAAAUAUACGAUAUGUUUCU